AACAUCAUUAGCAACCCAACUAACACUGAAGACUUAAGCUUUAAGAAUUUAGAGCAGUUUGAAGUUGAAGAUGCAUUAAAGAACUUCAAUGUAAAAAAGAGUACUGGUUGGGAUGCUAUGUCUCCAAAUAUUUUUAAGCUUGGUGCAAAACAACUUUCUGGGCUUUUGAUAUCAUUUUGUAAUGCUUGUACUGAUAACAGUAAAUGGCCAAUAGAAUGGAAAAAAGCUGAGUGGAUACCAAUUUAUAAGAAAGAUGAUCCACAGGAAAAAAAGAACCAUCGAUAA
This is a messenger RNA of Paramuricea clavata, 285 nucleotides long. NCBI's taxonomy places the organism in Eukaryota, Metazoa, Cnidaria, Anthozoa, Malacalcyonacea, Plexauridae. The record is from the annotation of a GenBank genome assembly.